GACACCAACACAACCGCAACGCCAUCGGAACGAAAACGUCAAACCGAAAUAUUGGUCGCAAAAAUGCUGAACGCUGAUAUUUGGAAAUCGUGGGAAAGAAGUGGAAAAUCUGAAUUCUUGAAACAAUGCAAAGCUCUGCUGAAGGAGGAAAGCGGAAGUCCGUUACUGGGUCAGAAUGACCGGAAGACGGGAAUCGCCCGGGCAAUCUACGAGCUGGUGUCCCACGGCAUCCGUGGCCCAAUCAAGAAGGAAAGUGCCCUGGUGAUGUUGGGCGAACUUGCCGCCCUGCACAGUGACAUUCCGUCGAUUAUGUUGGACAUCUUUGGAGUGCUGGACGCGGAAACGGCUGCCGGAGGUGGUGGAAGUGGUGCCGAUGCUUCCACCGAGGAACGGGGCGCCUUUUGCUACAUCGUGAAAGAGUCGGAACGGUUCCUUUCGGAGAAGCUGCUGAAGGAACGGCUGGAGAUCGACACGCUGCAGGACGUGGGCACAAUCAAGAACCGGAGCUUUUACACCAAGUUCAUCAAGGUUAAGACGAAACUCUACUACAAACAGCGCCGUUUCAAUCUGUUCCGCGAAGAGAGCGAAGGUUACGCCAAACUCAUCACGGAGCUCAAUCAGGAGUUUACCGAAACCAAUACAGUACAAAGCAUAUUGGAAAUCAUCAAAUCGCUCAUCGGUUGCUUCAACCUAGACCCGAACCGGGUGUUGGACAUUAUGCUGGAAUCCUUCGAAACCCGCCCAGAACACGACAAGAUCUUCAUUCCGUUGUUGCAGUCGUACAUCAACGAUGGCAACAUCAUCUGCGAGGUGCUGGGAUACAAAUACCGACAUUUCGCCGACAGUCGAACUCCGGAAUCCCUGUUCAAGGUGACGGCCCUCCUGUUGCAGCAUGGAGUAAUCAAGCUGGACGAUAUCUACGCUUGGCUCAGUCCGACCGACAAAUUGAUCGUCACCGAGUGGGAAACGGACGUGAACGAUGCGAAAGAAUUUGUCCGCAGACUGAAUGUCGUGUCCACCAAUAAGGAUAAGGAGCAGGAAGCGGAACCGGAAAAGGUUAUGACUCCGGAAAAGUACGCCACCAAUCAAAAGUGGGGUCUGUGUGAAGCACUUCUUCAUGUUGGAGAUUGGAACACUGCUCAGCUUUUGUUGAAGAAGCUUCCUGAACAAUCAGUAAUGGUCCAUGAGCGCAUCGCCAGGGCUCUCUGUCGACUUUUGCAUAUGAUAAUCGAACCAGUUUACCGUCUGAAGUGUGCCCUUCCUUGUAACAUCAAGGGACGCCCCAUCAGCAACGGACUGAGUAAAUUGGCCCCUGCGCCAGUUACCACAAUCUCCAAACUACGUAAUCAUGCCUUCCCUAUGUUCACCGCCUUGGGACCUUCACUGCACUACGACUCGGUUCUCCUUUACAAACUGUUACGUCUGGUUCGCGUUAUUCUCACGGAAAUGAACGUCGACCCGGCAAAUACUCCGGCUCCCGGUUCCGAGAACGAGCAGCUUUACUACGACAUCAUUACCAUACUGGAUGCGUCCAUCUUGCCUGCGCUCUCCUACAUGGAUUGCAACUGCUGUGUUGCGGAAGAAAUUUGGUCCAUCGUGAAGCUGUAUCCGUAUCAGUAUCGGUACAGUUUGUACGCUCGCUGGAAGAACGACACCUAUCAGCUGCAGCCGAAGCUGAUCCGUCGCCGGGGGAAUGCCCAGAAGCAAAUCAAAGCUUUGAUGAAGCGCGUCAGCAAGGAGAAUAGCAAACCCGUAGGUAGACUAAUCGGCAAACUUAGUCAUUGUUCACCGGGAUUCCUGUUCGAUUAUAUCCUUUUGCAAAUUCAAAUCUACGACAAUCUGAUCACGCCAGUGGUGGAUUCCCUCAAGUAUCUGACCUCACUGUCGUACGAUGUGCUCGGGUACUGUUUGAUCGAAUCGCUCGAGCAGGUUGAUCGCAAUCCGAUGCAGAACGAUGGCACUUCGAUUUCGCUGUGGCUGCAGAGCUUGGCCAACUUUUGCGGGGCCAUCUACAAGAAGUACAACAUCGAACUGAGCGGGCUGCUGCAGUAUGUGGCCAAUCAGCUGAAGGCGCAUAAGAGUUUGGAUCUGUUGAUUUUGAAGGAAGUGGUGCAGAAGAUGACGGGGAUCGAGGCGGCCGAAGAAAUGACCGCGGAACAGAUCGGAGCCAUGUGCGGUGGAGAAUUGCUACGCGGCGAGGCCGGUUAUUUCAGUCAGGUGCGCAAUACUAAGAAGUCCUCUCAGCGUCUGAAAGAUGCCCUGGCCAGCAAUGAUUUGGCCGUAGCGCUUUGUCUGUUGAUUGCCCAGCAGAAGCACUGCGUAAUCUACCGUGAAACGGCCUCCAGUCAUCUGAAGCUGGUCGGAAAACUGUACGAUCAAUGUCAGGACACGCUGGUUCAAUUCGGGACUUUCCUCGGAUCAACUUACUCGGUCGAAGAGUACGUCGAGCGGUUACCAACCAUUCAUAGUAUGUUGCAGGAGUAUCACAUUCACUCGGAUGUGGCGUUCUUCCUGGCCAGACCGAUGUUUUCCCACGCUAUCAAUCAAAAGUACGAUCAACUGCGCAAGGCGGAUCAGAACUCGAAAAAGCUGUCCACUUCGCAGAAGAUGGCCAAGUAUCUGGAAGCGACCGCUUUUGUCAUGAAUCCGGUCAUCGAAUCGGUUCGUCCGCUGCACCCUCCGAAAGUCUGGGAAGACAUCAGCCCACAAUUCCUGGUAACAUUCUGGUCCUUGAGCAUGUACGAUUUGCAAGUUCCGGCCGAAAGCUAUCAGCGUGAAAUCAACAAACUGAAACAGCUUUCCAUAUCAGCGAUGGACUCGAAGGAUCAAAACGCCUCCAAGAACAAAAAGGAACAGGAACGGCACGUGGCAUUGAUGGAGAAACUUCAGGACGAGCGCAAGAAGCAGCAAGAGCACGUCGACAAGAUUAUGCACCGGCUGACAAGCGAGAAGGAUUCCUGGUUCCUUUCGCGCUCGGCCAAAUCUGCCAAAAAUGAAACCAUUACUCAGUUCCUGCAGCUAUGCCUUUUUCCACGAUGCACUUUCACAGCGUUGGAUGCCCUCUACUGCGCCAAGUUUGUCCACACGAUUCACAGUCUCAAGACGGCCAACUUCUCGACCCUGUUGUGCUACGAUCGGAUAUUUUGCGACAUAACUUAUUCGGUUACGUCCUGUACGGAAAACGAAGCUACUCGCUAUGGACGUUUCCUGUGCGCCAUGCUGGAGACUGUUAUGCGUUGGCACGCCGACCAAAGCACCUUCAAUCGCGAAUGCUCCAACUAUCCAGGUUUCGUUACAAAGUUCCGCGUCAGUAACCAAUUCUCCGAAGCGAACGAUCAUGUAAAUUACGAAAAUUACCGUCAUGUAUGCCACAAGUGGCACUACAAGAUCACCAAGGCCAUGGUGUUCUGUUUGGACUCCAAGGACUACAUGCAAAUUCGUAAUUCGUUGAUUAUCUUGAUGAGAAUUCUUCCGCACUUCCCGGUUCUGGCUAAGCUGGCUCAGAUCAUUGAAAAGAAGGUCGAGAAAGUCCGCGAAGAGGAGAAGAAUCAACGCCAAGAUCUGUUCGUUUUGGCUUCGAGUUACAUCGGGCAGCUAAAGGCAAAGUCUGGCCAAAUGAUGCGAGAAAGCGACUUCCACCAGGUGUCGGAGAAACCCGUUAAAGUGGAACCGCAGGAGUCCUCCAAGGCCAUGAAUGGAGAUAGCAAAAGUGAACGCAAAGAGAUCAAAUUGGAGAAGAAGGUCAUCACGAGCAGCAGUUCGUCGUCCAGCUCGAAGCCGCAACAAAGUUCCAACUCAUCGUCCAACAACGCGACCUCCAACAAUAGCAGCAACUCCGACGUGAAGAUCAUAGAACGGGAAGUCAAAAAGGAAACGCCAGUACGGGAAUCGACUCGCGAAACGUCGGUCAGCAGCAGUACGAAGGAAAAGUCCUCCAAGGAAAUCAAACGGGAAGAGCGUGCCCGGGAGAAGGAACGCGAGCGGGAAGAGGCAGCCGCCGAGCGCAAGCGCGAAAGGGAGAAAGAAAAACGACGUGACAAAACUACCAGAGCCGCCCUGGCAGCAGCAGCCCAAGCUGAGUACGAACUUCAAUUGCAACAGCAACAGCAGCAACAACAACAGCAUCAGCAUAGCAGCGAGAGGGAAUCGCGUGCCAGCGAGAGGGACCGAGAACGCGAUCGCACCGAACGGGACCUCAGCUCGGUGUCCAACUCCAGCAACGAGCACCGGCGCAGCCAGGAUCCACCGGAGCACGACAGAGAGGUGAAACGUCGCAAGCUGGAAAGUUCUACCUCAAAGAGCAAACACGGCGACGACGGCGGUACAAUCCAGUCCUCAUCUUCCGCGGAGUCCAAAAAGGAACGCAGCAGUAAGUCCAAGGACAAGCGAGACAAAACGGACGAAGAAAAGGAACUCCGCAAGGAGCGUAAGCUCGGCCGAAAGCGGGAUCGUGCCGAGGAGAUCAUGCUUGCGGAGAAACGUCGCCGCGAGGAGGAAAAAGCCAAGUUGCAUUUGCAAAACGGCGAAGACGAUCUCGGUACAUCGCAUCGCGAUAAGCAUCAUCAUCUGAGGGAAAAAUCACCCGCCUACAAUCCACGUGAUCAUCGUGAACGUUCACACGAUCGUGUCGAUCGCAGCGAAAAGCAGUACAUAACGAAAUCAUCGCGCACCAGAUCCGGAUACUAGACGUUGCUCGGUAAAUUGGUUUGAUUUACUUCCUUACUUUAAACAAAUGAUUUUCCAUAAGAUUUUCCGUUUUUGACUCUUCAGUACAAAGCAAAUGAUUUAUGAAAUAGAAAGUGACCGUAUGAUUGAUGCCUGACCUAGACCAUUUUUGAUUACAGCAAUUCAAAAUUAUCUUCAGAUUUAUAGCUUCAUUUUAUAAACCUUUAGUUAGGGUAAUUAUUAGAACUCAGUUGAAACGAGCGCGUGAGAGAGUGUAGUGCUUGCGAACUUGGUGUGAAUGAUCUCGGCUGAAAGUUAGCGAGUAUCGCUAAUCUUACACUACAUAAUGUAUUUUACACGAUUAGAAGUAAAUCAGUAACUUGAAAAGAAACAAUACUAGUAAGCCUAAUGUUCAGGUAAUGCAACCUUACGCAUCCUAAAUAGAAGUACAUUUUAAACGCAGAACAGAAACAUUCACACUUGAUGAUUGAUAACUUGUGAUUUUAAGCCACACUUUCUCGUGAGUUUCGUUCGGAAACGUGUAAAUGUCAUCUUCAGAAGAAUAUAACGAAUCUGUCGUAAGAUA
This is a messenger RNA of Aedes aegypti (yellow fever mosquito), 5251 nucleotides long. It is a transcript of the gene tho2, whose product is annotated as THO complex subunit 2. Gene Ontology annotation, molecular function: mRNA binding. The transcript has 13 exons. Lineage: Eukaryota; Metazoa; Arthropoda; Insecta; Diptera; Culicidae. Gene Ontology annotation, cellular component: THO complex part of transcription export complex. Bases 64 to 4686 code for a protein of 1540 amino acids. Gene Ontology annotation, biological process: mRNA export from nucleus; mRNA processing. The record is from RefSeq and is a predicted model, not a curated record.